Molecule: messenger RNA, 1268 nt
Organism: Andrographis paniculata
Lineage: Eukaryota; Viridiplantae; Streptophyta; Magnoliopsida; Lamiales; Acanthaceae
Product: diphthamide biosynthesis protein 3-like
Exons: 2
Coding region: 151-387 (78 amino acids)
Biological process (GO): tRNA wobble uridine modification; protein histidyl modification to diphthamide
Cellular component (GO): nucleus; cytosol
Molecular function (GO): metal ion binding
Source: RefSeq, a predicted model, not a curated record
AUGUAAACAGAUACACUUAUAUCAUAAAUUCCCAGGCAACCUUCUUUAGACUUUUACGUUUCACGAUUUGAUUUCGCGCUGAAAUUAGGGUUUUGAAUCAUAUCAACCGCACCGCCGCCUGAGGACGAGGACGAGGAGGUCGCAGUAGCGAUGUCAUACGAUGAUGUGGAAAUCGAGGAUAUGGAGUGGAGCGAGGAGCUCCAGGCUUACACUUACCCGUGCCCCUGCGGCGAUCUCUUCCAGAUCACGAAGGAGGAUCUGCGAAUUGGCGAGGAAAUUGCGCGCUGCCCUAGUUGCUCGCUUUACAUAACCGUAAUUUACAACAUGGAAGAUUUUCAGGACAAGUCCCACAAAAAAGUCGAGCCGCAGCCGGUCGGCGUCGCUUGAGAAUUCUCAGUUCACUCAUUAAUCAAUACGAAUUCUACUGGAGCAUAUAGUUCUAGAGACAAUACUUUUUAAAUUGGAGCUGAGAAGCGUGAGAUUUGGUCCCCUGUUGAAUCGAUUGAUUUCAAGUUUGUUGUUUAUUAACAGUUAUUGAUUAGCUUUUCUUUUCUUUUUUAUAACCUGUAAUAAACAAUUGUGACUUUCCUCUCAGGCAGCCUUUAAAUGGUGAACGCCAUCAGCUAUAUUUGUCAAAUUUACUUUGUUCUAUAGCUUCCCCGUUUGUGAUUUAAUAAUGGCUGCAAUAUCUCACUUGAUACAAUUCAUGCAAACUAAUUGUGUGUGGUUGAUAUUGUUGCGAAUUCAUUUCCGCUAUUGUUUGGUUCAACUUUUUCAAUCCUUUUUCCAGUUAAUAUGUGUAAUUAAAAUCUUAGUAGCAGUUUCUACAAGGCCAACUUUCAUGGUUGCUCUCACAAAUAAUAGUAAGAACGAAAUUAGGGCAAGAGAAGUCCACCUAUUAAAUUUUUUGUUUGAUAUCCAAGGCAACUUAAUUAUCAUCCGGGUCAAUUUUAUUGUACUGUAAAUCUGUAGUUAUAUAUAGGAGAAUACCUGUACUGUGAGUUUGUGAUCUCACUGUAAAUGUUAUAGGAGAAGAAUGUCAUCUUGGGUGAUUUUCAUAUCUAUAGUUUGAGGUAGGGCUAGAAAACAAAUCAGGUAGGGUUCGGGUUCGGGUCUACUAUAAACGUGUUAGAAAACCUUUGAUCUGAACCUGACCCAUUUAAUUAAACGGAUUGAUAUAUGCAACCUUAACCUGACCUUCUAUUAAUCGAGUCAACUUGAAUCUGACAUGAAUCUGACCUGUAUAACCUGUUUAAAUCUAAAAUUUU